Messenger RNA from Aspergillus welwitschiae, 380 nucleotides. RefSeq lists its product as uncharacterized. The transcript has a single exon. Lineage: Eukaryota; Fungi; Ascomycota; Eurotiomycetes; Eurotiales; Aspergillaceae. The coding region runs from base 135 to 329 and encodes 64 amino acids. The record is from RefSeq and is a predicted model, not a curated record.
UCUCGACGAAGGUGAGAUCGGUAAUCGUGGUGGUCUCCGAAGUCCAGAACAAGCGAGAUGCAUCAUGCGCACGCUCCCACCUCGCAUCCUAAUUACAUGGCCUGAUCGGAGUAAGUCAUUCAUUGCUCCCUUACAUGGCCUAUACUUUUGAACUACGCUUCAUCACAGAGCAGUCGGCCAUAGAGUUCCUGCUACUUGGAUGUUACCUACGGUCAUGCCGGACGUCGGGAAAUUGUAACCUCAGCUCCCAUGAUAUCUCCGGAGUCGUGAACUGCCCCGAGAUACAUCAUGCGCUUGUAAAUUACCCUUCGAAAUGUCAUCUGAACUGAGAUGCACCGGGGACGAUCAAUGCAAGCCUGGGGAUUGGAUUGUCGAACCAG